UUUCUAUAUAUAGUAACCAAACCUCAUCUCCAACGUAGUAUAAAUCCCCCAUGCAACCCUUCAUGCCUUCUCAUCAUCAUUCCUCGUACAAUUAUACAGUCAUUAUUAGCAGAAACUAAGGAUUCCUCAAAAACAUUAACAAUGGAGUUUUCACGCAAGAAAACUUGUGUUAUCGCCGUGUUGUUGUUGUUCUCAGCUUUAGCAGUUGAAGGUCAUCGGAGAUUCGGCGACGACGACGGCGGUUGGAUCACCGUCAACGGCGGCCGUUUCGAGCUCAACGGCUCGCCGUUCCUCUUCAACGGCUUCAACGCCUACUGGCUGAUGCACGUCGCCGCCGACGUCGGCCAGCGCGGCAAAGUCACGGAGGUUCUCAGAGAAGCCUCCGCCGCCGGCCUCUCCGUCUGCCGGACGUGGGCUUUCGCCGACGGCAGUGAUCCCACCGACCUCCAAACCUCCCCCGGCGUCUAUAAUGAACGUGUUUUUCAGGGACUUGAUUUUGUGAUAUCCGAAGCGAGAAAAUUUGGGGUUCGAUUGAUACUGAAUCUGGUGAACAAUUACAACGAUUUUGGAGGGAGGCCGCAGUAUGCAAACUGGGCAAGAAACGCCGGAGAACAGAUCGCCGGCGACGACGAUUUCUACACUAAUCCGGUGAUCAAAGGCUAUUACAAGAACCAUGUCAUGACAGUGCUAACAAGAAUGAAUACAAAUAGUGGGAUUGCUUAUAAGGAUGAUCCAACCAUCAUGGCAUGGGAACUCAUAAACGAGCCUCGUUGCGCUUCUGAUCUCUCUGGGAACACUGUUAAUGGAUGGAUUGCGGAAAUGGCAAGCUACGCGAAAUCAGUGGACAACAAGCACUUGGUGGGGACAGGGAUGGAGGGAUUCUACGGCGACACCAUGCCGGAAAGGAAGCAAUACAACCCCGGCUACACCGUCGGCACGGAUUUCAUCGCCACCCAUCAGGUGCCGGACGUCGACUUCGCCUCCAUACAUGCAUACACAGAUCAGUGGGAGUCAGGGAAGAGCGACGACGAUCAAAUGGCGUUCAUGGAGAGCUGGAUCGGAAGCCAUUGGCAAGACUCCCAAAACAUCCUCAAGAAGCCAUUAAUCCUCGCCGAGUUCGGAAAAUCCAGCCGUGACCCCGGCUUCACCGAGGCCGGCCGAGACGCCUUCAUGACCAAAGUCUACACCGACACUUACAAUCUCGCAAAAUCCGGCGGCGCCAUGGCCGGCAGCAUGAUCUGGCAGCUCACCGCCGACGGCAUGGAGGACCUCGACGACGGCUACUCCAUCGUCUUGGCCGAUAACCCCUCCACCGCCGGCAUAAUCGCCGGCCAGUCUUACGUCAUGUCCAAGCUCUCUCAGCAGCUUCUCAGCCGCCCGCGCGUCCGCUCUUUCGGCGGCGCGUGGGACUGCCGCUGCCGUUCACAGUACCCGCGCCGCCGUCAUCACCACCAUCGUGGCUUGCCGUGGGGAGCCGCCGGCCGUCGCUAUGGAUGCUGUGAAAACCUUCAUGAAGGAAGAGCGGAAGCGUGAAGGAGACGAUUUGAAAUGUGACGUCAUAGAGAGUUAUUUUAGGAGCCAAUAAAUUAUAUCUUUAUAUGUUAAUUCCUUCAUAUAUGUUCUUUAUGUGAUAAUUGGUAAUAAAAAUCAAAAUUUUAAUA
Ipomoea triloba (trilobed morning glory) is the source of this 1661-nucleotide messenger RNA. Its product is annotated as mannan endo-1,4-beta-mannosidase 5-like. The coding region runs from base 142 to 1533 and encodes 463 amino acids. NCBI's taxonomy places the organism in Eukaryota, Viridiplantae, Streptophyta, Magnoliopsida, Solanales, Convolvulaceae. Gene Ontology annotation, molecular function: hydrolase activity, hydrolyzing O-glycosyl compounds. The record is from RefSeq and is a predicted model, not a curated record. The transcript is spliced from 5 exons.